CCAUUUUGGUCAACAAAAAUAAGCACUAUUAGUGUAAUUAUGUUAAAUCAUGGCAUAAAAGAUCCCACUUGAAAAAACCCAACUCCACUCCAUCAUCUCUCCAUUUUUUCUUUCUUUUCUAUUAAAUAUAUACAUAUAUAGCUUUGUAAUACUUCAUAACUCCAAAAAUCCAUAUUCAAAAAAUGAGUUCUAUUUGCAUUUCUAAUUGUUUGAACGAUGCUGAAGACCCCAAGAAACCUAUGAGAGCAACCUAUAUGAAUCUUUACAAGUGGCCAGGUUCAGAUGCUGAGUUUUUAAGAUCAAGGACCUCAUCAGCUCCUUCUUCAAUGGAUUAUUGUCGACCAAGUGUUCGAGUUGUUGACAGUAUCUCUUGCAGGCAGAUGUAUCUGAGAAGCUAUAGAUUUUCCAAGAAAGAAACUGUGCCUGAAAAGACUAUGAAAUGCUUUGGGAAAGUUAAAGAGAAGAUGGGUCAUGGUGGGAGGAAGAAGAAGAAGAGCAACCAAAGAAGAGUACGUAUUGUUAUUAAAAGGAAGUGUUUGGUUUGGAGGAAAGUGAAGGUUGUUUUGUUUAGGGUUUUUAAUAGGUUGCUUUCUUGCUAUGCUAGUAUUGAUGUUUUAGAUCAAAGGAAUGUUUAGUUCUUGAAAAAUAAAUUGGGUUUUUUUUUUAAAAAAAAUUAUGCAUGUUUAAGAGAAAUUAGGUUUUGGGUUUAUUUAAUUUUUGAUAUUGUAUUAAAAUUUGAAUUAUGCUUUGUCUCCUUUAUUGAAAAAAUGGACAAAUUAGUUCAUAUACAUUGUAUUAAAGAGUAAAUUGAUAAUUCUGUUAAAAA
This is a messenger RNA of Gossypium arboreum, 826 nucleotides long. RefSeq lists its product as uncharacterized. The transcript has a single exon. NCBI's taxonomy places the organism in Eukaryota, Viridiplantae, Streptophyta, Magnoliopsida, Malvales, Malvaceae. The coding region runs from base 183 to 635 and encodes 150 amino acids. The record is from RefSeq and is a predicted model, not a curated record.